AAUUUUCUAGGAAGGUUCCUAGAGGCUAGAUGGUAACCAAAUUAAUGAUUUAUAUAAGAAUCAUCUUUGCUAAUGGUAUAAUUCACUGCAAAGUAAAAAGCUAAUUAAGCUGAAUGCAGUUGCUCGAUUCAUUGAGAGAACAAGAGUUGAAAAUGGAGAUUGAAGAAGUUUGUGAAGCACAAGCACUUCCAUUGCUCUCAUUGAAUCAUGUGUCUCUCUUGUGUAGAUCAGUGUUGGAGUCUAUGCAAUUUUAUGAGGAUGUUUUAGGUUUUGUUCCCAUCAAACGACCAUCUUCUUUCAAAUUUACUGGAGCAUGGUUUUAUAAUUAUGGUAUUGGAAUACAUUUGAUUCAGAAUCCGGACAUUGAUGAAUUUGAUACUUACAUGAAUGAAUCAAGACCUAUUAAUCCCAAGGAUAACCAUAUCUCAUUCCAGUGUACGGACGUUGAACUUGUUAAGAAGAGAUUAGAAGAAAAGGGAAUGAGAUAUGUUACAGCAUUGGUAGAGGAUGAAGGAAUUAAGGUAGAUCAAGUGUUCUUCCAUGACCCUGAUGGCUACAUGAUUGAGCUAUGCAACUGUGAGAAUAUCCCAAUCAUUCCUAUUUCUUCAUGCACUGCUUCUUUCAAGCCUAGAAGCCAUAGCUUUAAGAGAUCUACUUCCAAUUUCAAGUGUGGAGGAUUCAUGCAGAAUGUUAUGAUGCAAAGCUUGAGCAUGGAUAUGAUGAACUUUGCGUUUUAAAAUGACAAAAUUGAAGAACAUUAAAUUUCACUUCUUCUUUUUUUUGUAAUAUAAGAUAUGAAAAGUAUGUUAAUUAAAAUAGAACAAAAAAAAAAAGAUAUGUUGGAGGAUAUUAGGAAUGUAGAAUUGUUUAGUCUUGGUUUAAUUGCGAGAGAAGAGUGGUGGGUCCAAGGAAAAGUUGUAUUGUAUUUGUAACAUAUGGUGUUUAAAAUAUAAUAAGAAGUUGAGGUACCA
Messenger RNA from Medicago truncatula (barrel medic), 971 nucleotides. RefSeq names its product metallothiol transferase FosB. Bases 114 to 737 code for a protein of 207 amino acids. The record is from RefSeq and is a predicted model, not a curated record. The transcript has 3 exons. Lineage: Eukaryota; Viridiplantae; Streptophyta; Magnoliopsida; Fabales; Fabaceae.